Messenger RNA from Prunus armeniaca (apricot), 522 nucleotides. Lineage: Eukaryota; Viridiplantae; Streptophyta; Magnoliopsida; Rosales; Rosaceae. The record is from the annotation of a GenBank genome assembly.
AUGCCAAAUGUUACCAUAUCCGGUGAUGGGUCACAGAAGAGCAUCAUCACCGGGAAUAAGAACUUUGCAGACGGAGUUAGGACAUCAUUCCAAACUGCAUCUUUUGCGGCCUUAGGAGAAGGUUUUGUGGCAAAGUCCAUGGGAUUCAGAAACACGGUAGGUCCUGAGAAGCAUCAGGCAGUGGCAGCAAGAGUCCAAGCAGACCGUGCUAUUUUUCUUAACUGCCGAUUUGAAGGGCACCGUGAUUUCAUCUUUGGUGACGCUGCUGCUAUCUUCCAGAACUGCUUGAUCUACGUCAGGAAACCUAUGGAAAACCAACAAAACAUUGUUACUGCCCAGGGACGGGCUGACAAACAGGAAACCACAGGAAUAGUUCUGAAGGAUUGCAAAAUCAUGCCUGACAAAGAUCUUGAGCCAGUAAAGUCACAGUUCAAGACCUACCUCGGGAGGCCAUGGAAGGAAUUCUCAAGAACCAUAGUGAUGGACUCAACAAUUGAGGAUCUGAUUCACCCAGAUGGAUAG